This is a messenger RNA of Octopus sinensis (East Asian common octopus), 2801 nucleotides long. RefSeq names its product DNA polymerase eta-like. The transcript is spliced from 12 exons. Gene Ontology annotation, molecular function: DNA-directed DNA polymerase activity; damaged DNA binding. Gene Ontology annotation, biological process: error-prone translesion synthesis; response to radiation. Bases 223 to 2739 code for a protein of 838 amino acids. The record is from RefSeq and is a predicted model, not a curated record. Lineage: Eukaryota; Metazoa; Mollusca; Cephalopoda; Octopoda; Octopodidae. Gene Ontology annotation, cellular component: site of double-strand break; replication fork; nucleus.
AGUUAAAACAUAGAAUAAUAACCUUUUCUCUUUUCUUGACCUGACCUCCAUGUGUCGUAAAUACAGGGAAAUGCGCGGGAAAUUAAAUUCUGAAACGUUGUCGGGACAGUUGGACGUUCGUUGAAGAAAAUAUAUCACCAUGUCAAAUAAAAUGGUUUAAAUGAAAAACCAAGAACACAGGCAGAGUUCUAUAAGCAGAUAGAGAAUUUACCUGUCUUCACCAUGGACCAUGUUAUUGCACUGGUUGACAUGGAUUGCUUCUUUGUGCAAGUUGAACAGCGUUACAAUCCUUCCCUAAAAGGCAAACCAUGUGCUGUUGUACAAUAUACCCAGCGUGGAGUAAUCAUUGCUGUCAGCUAUGAAGCUCGAGCAUUUGGUGUUAAACGUGGCAUGACAGCUGAAGAGGCCAAAGCCAAAUGUCCAGACAUUCUGCUACCACGAAUUCCAGAAUUGAGAGGGAAAGCAGACCUUACUAAGUUCAGGGAUGCUGGAGCUGAGGUCAUUGAUGUUUUCAGUCAAUUCUGCCAGUGUGUGGAGAGAGCCAGUAUAGACGAGGCUUAUCUCGACCUGACGAAGAUAGUAGAAGAGAGGAUGAAGACCGUCGACGUGACUUGCAUUACGUCAUUUGCGGACCAACUGACGAACACGCAUGUCAUUGGUUGGGAGUCAACAGAAGAAAAGUCUUCUGACAAAACAGAUACGCCAAAAAAUUGCAAAAAUGAUCUGUUAUGGUGGUUGUCAAGUGUACAGUUUGAGGAUAUUAAGCUUGUUGUCGGUGCUCUGAUUGUUGAAGAAAUGAGAGCAGCUGUCCACAAACAGACUGGCUUUAGCUGUUCGGCUGGGAUCUCCUGCAAUAAAAUGCUGUCUAAAUUAGCAGCUGGUCUUCAUAAGCCAAAUCAACAGACAGUUCUGCCACAUUCAGGUGUUGAAGAACUUUUCAAAACAAUCCCGAUAAGCAAAGUCCGUAACCUUGGCGGUAAAUUUGGUGAUGACUUAAAACGUGACCAUGGAAUAGAGAUGAUGUCUGAUUUAUGGCAGUUCUCCAAAGAACACCUGAUAGACAUUUAUGGAAGUAAAACGGGAACCUGGCUUCAUGCGCUUUGUCGAGGAUCUGAUAAUGAAGCAGUGACGGCAAGACAAGUUCCAAAAUCAAUAGGAUGCAGCAAGAACUUUCUUGGAAAAGCUGCUUUAGACACAAGAGACAAGGUGAAACAUUGGUUGAAACAACUGGCUACAGAAGUUGAAGAAAGGCUAAUUAAAGAUAAAGAAAAUAAUAAACGAACUGCAACAUCGAUGAUUACCAGUCUUCGAUUCCAAAGUCCUGUUAAUCGAACAAUUCAAUCAAGCAGUCGUACAACAGCAGUUGUGCAAUACAGUGCUGAGAAAAUUGCUAAUUGUGCAUUUUCUCUGCUGCAACAAUUCAAUCUAAGCCCUCCGCAUCAAGCAUCAUGGUCACCUCCAAUUCUGAUGCUUAGUAUUUCAGUAGGAAAAUUUGUUGACAUUCCUUCUGUUCAGACUGGCAGUAUUUCUGCUCUCAUUAAAAAACAAAUAAGCAAUACUCAAGCUGUGAGGUCAUCCUUCGUGGCCAACAACGUUAGCUUACAAAACCAACAGGCGGAAACUGACGGCUUUAGCCAAAAGGUGCUUAAGACCUCCAACUCAAAAUCUAUCAAGAAGCCGUCUCUUAUAUCACAGAAUAACACUUUAACAUCAUAUUUAAAGAACAUUGAAGUUUCACAAAUUGAGCCAUCAUCUACAAACCAAAGACAAAUAAAUUGUUCAAGCACCAUCCCAGAGCUUCCUGGGAAUGAUGCUGAUGAUAAUAAUAGACUUAAUAAAGAUACAAUCGAAAGUUUUUUUUCACGGAAAGUUUUGGAAAGUUCUUUUCCUAAAUCAUUUAGUGGAGUUUUAAAACCUAAUGGUUCUUCACCUGAUGCCAGUGGAAUUUCUAGUGAGGGAGACGAGGCUGAAAGUAAACAUACGAGUAGCUUCUUUGCAAUGAAACAAAAUGAGAUACAGAAACUAAAAGACUAUUCAGUAAAACCGGUCGGUUCAUCUACUGGUGAAGAAAAAUUACUCCAACCUGGACACCAAGGGGUAGUUUUUGAAAAUUCAUUUCCAACUCAAUUUGAUAACAUUUCCACCACAGAAGACAUUUCAAAUUCUUCAAAUACAGAUGUUGUUCAUAAUAAUGGCCUUGCAUUGAAAUCUUGUGAUUCCUCAGAUGGUACUGCUGCUCCUGAUACUUGUAAUGUUCCUGGUGAUGAGGUAUCUGUAAUUUAUGUAACUGAUGAUGAUGAGGAGGAGGAGAAAGAGAAGGAAGUUUAUGCAUCUGAGAGUUUAAGAAGUGAUACUGUACCUGUUCCCUAUCAGGAAAAGUCAACCUGUUCUCAAAAGCCGUCAUUUGACAAACAGACUGUCUUUAACGAGGAUUCAGUUGAUUCUUGCCAUUCUGCAGAUUAUUCAUUGCAUUCUGAUAGAAGAGAUGAGGUGGAUUAUGUAGAAUGUCAAGACUGCAUGAAGAAAAUCCUUGUUUGGGACCUGCUGGAACACCAAGAUUACCAUUUUGCUCAGCAACUACAGAGAACUGUUGACAGAAAUAUGACUCAUGGGAAUCCCAAUCACAGAACAUCAAAUCCAACACAAAAGAGGAAAAUCCAAACUGCUAAGAAUAAAGAGAAACGGCCUAAAAGUAACCCCCACAUGAAAACACUGGAAGUUUUUUUCCAACGGAAAUAAUUAUGACUCUGUCAAAUGGAAAAAAAGAAAAUUGACAACGAACCAACGCUGAACAGACGCAA